AUGCAGAGGGAGGUCUUGUUAUAUGCCAACUGUCUGGUUUUUGCCUCUGCCCCAUCCUGCUCACUGUCUUGCAUGAACCUCAGUCACAGCAGCUCAGUUUUCAUGUUCCUUGAAAAUGAAGCAGUUAUUGCUGUUAUUAUUAUUGCUCAUAUAUCUGCCAAGACCACCCAGUUUCCAAAGUACCCUUUCACUAAGAAGCCUUUUCAAGAGAUCCAUCAGACCACAACCACAUUCUCGAGCACAGUUACCGAUGAAACAACUGAUAGCAUUGAAACGUCUUCCUCAGUUCUAACGGACAGAACCACUUUUCCAAAUGAAAUCCUGCAUGCUUUUAGGACAAUGACCACCCCAUCUGCAAACGGCGAGCAUGAAAACUUUACUUUGGACUAUAAUGAGUGCUUCUUUAAUUUCUGCGAAUGCUGUCCACCAGAGCAAGGUCCAAAAGGGCAGAAGGGUGACCGAGGACUUCCAGGUGCCAGAGGAGAAAAGGGAGAGCCGGGAAUAAGAGGUUUGCCAGGACCAGCAGGAAUUACUGGGUUAAAGGGGCAUCAAGGAGACAAAGGUGACAAAGGUGAUAAAGGAGAUGAUGGAAUCAUUGGGGUUCCAGGCCUACCAGGCAAACAUGGCGAAAAAGGUGAAAAUGGAUCCAAAGGAGACAAAGGAAAUAUUGGUUUUCCAGGGUUCAAAGGUGAAAAAGGAGAGAAAGGAGAAAUAUGUGAAAAUGGCACAAAAGGAGACAAGGGUGAAGAGGGCCCGGCAGGCAUAAUGGGGCUUAGUGGGGAAAAGGGUGAAAAGGGGGAGAAAGGAGAGGAUGGAGAGAAGGGUGAGUGUGGCAUUUCGGGUGACAAAGGGGAUCGUGGAGAUCAAGGUGAUGAUGGGAUGAAAGGUGAAAAAGGAGACAAGGGGGAUCCAGGGAUGGAUGGGGCCAAUGGUGCAAAUGGGCUUGAUGGAGAAGCUGGAGACCCUGGGCCAAAAGGUGAUAAAGGAGACCCAGGGAUGGCUGGGUUACCAGGUCCCCCGGGAGCUAGAGGGAACAAUGGACCAAAGGGAGAUAGAGGGCCUCCUGGAAUGAAAGGUGAUCGAGGGCCUAGAGGUUUUAAAGGUGCCAGGGGGGAGAAUGUGGUGAUCAAACGCUCUAGUUUUAGUGUCGGCCUCUCUCCCAGCAAGUCCUUCCCUCCACCUGGUUUCCCUGUGAAGUUUGAUAAGAUCUUCUACAAUGGGGAGAAUGAUUAUGAUGUAAACAAUGGUAAAUUUAAUUGCAGCAUUCCUGGGGUGUACCUUUUUACCUACCAUGUGACUGUAAGAAACCGUCCCUUGAGAGUGGCUCUUGUGGUCAGUGGUAUAAGAAAGCUGCGAACCAGGGAUUCAUUGUACGGUCAAGAUAUUGACCAGGCGUCAAAUUUGAUUCUGGUGAAACUAAUCUCAGGGGAUCAAGUGUGGCUGGAAACAUUACGUGACUGGAAUGGCAUAUAUGCCAGCAGUGAAGAUGACAGUACUUUUUCGGGAUUUUUAUUGUAUCCAGAUUAA
Molecule: messenger RNA, 1527 nt
Organism: Polypterus senegalus (gray bichir)
Lineage: Eukaryota; Metazoa; Chordata; Cladistia; Polypteriformes; Polypteridae
Gene: otol1b
Product: otolin 1b
Exons: 5
Coding region: 1-1527 (508 amino acids)
Molecular function (GO): protein binding
Source: RefSeq, a predicted model, not a curated record